Messenger RNA from Misgurnus anguillicaudatus (oriental weatherfish), 2320 nucleotides. It is a transcript of the gene trabd2a, whose product is annotated as TraB domain containing 2A. The record is from RefSeq and is a predicted model, not a curated record. Lineage: Eukaryota; Metazoa; Chordata; Actinopteri; Cypriniformes; Cobitidae. Gene Ontology annotation, cellular component: membrane. Gene Ontology annotation, biological process: negative regulation of Wnt signaling pathway. Gene Ontology annotation, molecular function: metalloendopeptidase activity.
AGAGAGAGAGGAGGGACUGCUUUUGGGUUAAAUCGGUUCAUUUGUUUGAGGGAAAGUCACAUACACGCGCUGAAAACUUGUUGCGCGUCACUGUUUUCCACGCGUGUGUUUGUAUCAGUGUGUGUUUGUGUAUCAGGGUGUGUGUUUGUUAUUUAAGAUCUGUGUGAAGUGAAGCGCGUGUGCAGGAUCUCAGUGAAAGUUUUUGAGACGUGUUUGUGUGUGUAUGACAGUGUGUGAGAGAACCUGAUGGAGACACAAUGGAGAAAUGUUGUAGGUGCUCCGCGUGGCUCCUGUGCAGGAUGAAGCUCGUGCGUGUGAUGUUGUGAUGAGUUUAGUCUUCAGUAGAGAUGAUGAUGAUGAUGAUGAUGAUGCUACACUGGAGCGCACUUCUUCAAACCUGCUUCAUUGUGAUGUUACGAGCUAAAGAGUUCAGAGACUCAACCAACUGUGAUCUCAAUAGAAAACAAAGUGAGCUCAACUCUUUCCUGUGGACUAUAAAACGAGACCCCCCCUCUUAUUUUUAUGGCACUAUUCAUGUCCCGUACACCCGCGUGUGGGACCACAUCCCAGAGAACUCCAAAAAGGCGUUUCAGGAGAGCAACAUCGUGUACUUUGAGCUGGACCUGACGGACCCGUACACCAUAUCGGCACUGACCAGCUGUCAGCUGCUGCCGCAGGGGGAAAAUCUGCAAGACCUGCUGCCCAGAGACAUUUACCGUCGUCUUAAGAGACACCUGGACUACGUCAAGUUGAUGAUGCAGUCCUGGAUCACACCGGACCAGAGAGGCAAAGGCCUGUACGCAGACUAUCUGUUCAACGCUAUAGCGGGAAACUGGGAGCGCAAGAGGCCGGUGUGGGUGAUGCUGAUGGUGAACUCUCUGACCGAGGCCGACAUUAAGACUCGUGGAGUUCCCGUGCUGGACCUUUAUCUCGCUCAGGAAGCAGAGAGGAUGAAAAAGAAAACCGGAGCUGUGGAGAAGGUUGAGGAACAGUGUCAUCCGCUGAACGGCCUGAACUUCUCUCAGGUGAUAUUCGCACUGAAUCAGACACUACUACAACAGGAAAGUCUUCGAGCUGGAAGUUUACAGUUACCGUACACGACCGAAGACCUGAUCAAGCACUACAACUGUGGAGAUCUGAACUCUAUUGUGUUUAACCGCGACACAUCACAGGUUCCAAACUUCAACAAUGUUACUCUGCCAGCCAGUGAGCAGUUGACGGCUCAGGAGAUCGACAGUUACUUCAGACACGAGCUCAUCUAUAAACGUAAUGAGAGGAUGGGGAGACGUGUGAAAGCCCUGCUAGAGGAACAUCCAGACAAGAGCUUCUUCUUUGCAUUUGGAGCAGGUCAUUUUCUGGGGAACAACACGGUGAUCGAUGUUCUUCGCAGUCAAGGUUAUGAGGUUGAGCACACACCUGCAGGACUGCCACUCCACAGAAGGUCGAGCUGGCGAUCUGAAGAUCUCACAGAAGAAGAGUUGAACCUGGAGCCGUUCUUCCACGAGACCCAAGAUGAGCCGACUCAAGACUCCGUCCCGCACCUCCUGAUUCCAGACAGUCUGGAGUUACUGGAGAAAGUGGAACGCAAGCUGAAGAAGAAACGACGUAACAAACAGAAGAAAGUCCACAAUCAUCGGCAGUUCAAUGACCUCUGGGUGCGCAUGGAGGACAGCACGACGGCUGAGACUCCGCCCCCUCUCCUUCGCAUCAUCAACGGUUACAUCACAGUCAAGACACACCCACAAGGUCACAGCAGACCCAAUCACAACAGGACGUUUUCAGGCUCCGCCUCCUCAUGGACAAGCACUGCUUUAGUUUUAUCUGUUCAGAUGAUCAGAUUUCUUUUUUUAUACUUCACCUCUGAUGAACUCUGAUGGGCUUUGGUCACAUGAUCAGCAGCAUCUUUUUCAUGUUUUCAUGUAAAUAUCAGAUGUAUCAUACAUGUCAUUUAGAGUUUUUCUCUUUACUUUUAUAUAUAUAUAUAUAAAUAUUUAAGAGCCAUUAUAUUUUUGUGACAAAAUCAGGUACUAACCAGUGUUCAAUACUUUGGGUCUCGUGUAUAAAGAAAUGUGUUUUGCCUUUUCAGUAAAAGUUCUUUUCUUAAACUUUAUGAUUUGUUGAAUGUGUAAAGAGUGAAUGAUAUAGAGAUUAUUCAUUUAAUUUAUUGAAUAGAUUGAGUUUUAGUUUGUCUAAAUGUGUUUGUCAUUGUUUUGGCAGAGCAUUAUGGCACAUUAUGUUUAAUGGUAUUAUGUUUGUGUCGUGAUGUUACAGUUCUUUAUAUUUGGCUAUGCUGUCAGAAACAAUAAAUUAUUUAUCUGUC